UCUCAUUAUAGCAAUACAAUGGGUAUCACUAACAAGAACAAGCGUUCCGCGCCAGAGCCGGCUGCUUCCAAGAAGGCCAAGACCAAUGCCAAGCAGGCCAAGAAGGUUGAGUCUGAAUCUGAGGCCGACUCCGAAGACUUGGACAUUUCCGACUCCGAAGACUUGGACAUUUCUGACGACGAAUUGGAUACUCCAACCGCUGAUUCCGAUGAUGACUUGGACGAGUUGGACAACACCUCUGUCACCCAGAACGGCAAAGAUGAAGAGAACUCUGACCUCUCGGCGGACGAAGAUCAGACCGAAAGCGGCGAGGCUAAGCCGGUGGACCCUAACAAGAAGUCGUCCAAGGAAGCACACGCCGAGCAGCGCAAGAUGCUUUCAGAAAGAAAGAUGCAGAGAAAGGCCGGUGUGGAGGUCCAGCAGGUGAAGCUUCUCUGGGAGAAGUUGAGAAUCAGAAAGCCAACCCCGCCAAAGGAGGUGAGAGAUAAAUUGUGCGACGAGAUCUGGGAGCUCGCCUCUGAGGUUAUCAAGGAUUUAGUGAUGAAGCACGAUGCAUCUAGAGUGGUGCAGACCUUGGUCAAGUACUCCUCGAAAGAAAGAAGAGACACCAUCGUAGCGUCUUUGAGAGGCAACUUCUACGAGUUGGCCACUUCCGCGUACGGUAAGUACUUGUUAAUCAAAUUAUUGCACUACGGCUCCAAGGAGUCACGUGAGAUGAUCUUGGACGAGUUGCAUGGCAAGCUCAGAAGAUUGAUGAGACAUAGAGAGGGUGCGUACGUGGUGGAGGACUUGUACACUUUAUACGCUACCGUUGAGCAGAAGCACCAGAUGAUUAGAGAGUUCUGGGGUUCUGAAUACGCCUUGUUCAAAGAGGCCGGUCAGGAUAAGGACAUUAUUGCCGUCUGCGCCGAAUCCACCGAAAAGAGAACCUUGAUUGCGAAAAACUUGGUCGGGACCAUCUCCGCCUCCGUGGAGAAGGGCUCCACUGGCUUCCAGAUCUUGCAUGCAGCCAUGAGAGAGUACGUCCAGAUCUUCGAGGGCAAAGAGGUUUCCGAGUUUAUCGAGUUGUUGGCUGAGCAGUUUGCCGAAUUGGUCCAUACCCCCGAAGGCUGUGAGGUUGCCUGCACAUUAAUUGCGCGUGCCAACGCCAAGGAGAGAAAGACCAUUAUCAGAAGCUUAAAGUCGCACGCGCUCAAGUUGAUCAAGAACGAGCACGGUAACAUGGUCUUGACCGUUUUGAUGAUGUGUGUAGAUGACACUGUUUUGGUCGGUAAGACCUUCACCGCGGAAUUUGCCGAGGAAAUGCACAACUUGGUCAAGGACAAGUUCUCCAGACGUCCGUUCUUGUACUUGUUGAAUGGCUUGGACCCAAGAUUCUUCUCGCCAACUGCCAAGAAGGACUUGCUCAAGUACCAGGAAAUCUCGCUCGAGACCUCCAAGAAGCCCCAGAACCAGAGACGAGGCGAAGUCUUGAAAAUCUUUACCCCAGCGUUCCUCGACGCGAUCAACGAACACUUGGUUGACGUUUUGGCCGAAAACAUGGGUGCCCAGUUCAUUACCGAGUUGGUGUUGAAGGCGCCGGCGGACGAAGAUCCCGAGGUUGCCAUGAAGAAGAGCUCGUUGUUGGAAAAUAUUAUCGGCUUGUUUAGAGGCGACGUAUUGGAGGAGUUCCACAUCAUCAACAAACCGUUCUCUACCAGAUUGUUGAAGACCUUGAUCCAGGGAGGAGCCUGGAACAACGCCACCAAGCAGAUUGAGGUGUCGGAGGUUGCCGGGAUCGGUGCCGAGUUUGCCACUGCGUUGUUGGAAUCCAUCGAAGGCCAGCACAAGGUCGUGCCAUGGUUGCAAUCCCCAGGUUCAUUCGUCAUUGUGUCGAUCUAUGAGUCUUUGGAGAAGAAUGACAAGAAAAAGUUCAAGGAGUUCUCCAAGACUUUGCAGAAGGUCAAGAAGGAGAUCCAGGAGGCUGCCAUGGAUGAUAACAAGGGUGCGAAGUUGUUGUUGACAUUGUUGGAGAAAUAAGAAAGGAUUCUGCGCGGCAGUUUGUUUUCUUUCAUUUAAAUUUGUAAUAUAUUCACUUUAGUUUGUGGCGUAAAACUGCGCAACGAUUGCGUGAUGAAAGGUUUGGGAAAUAGGACAUCCAGUCAUACGAGAGAAAAUAUGGUUAAAUGAGUGGUGGGGGAAACGAGGCCUGAGAUGGGGUUCAGGAUAUGAGGCCUUCUUGAGCAAUACUAAGCUGAGUUAGUUCAAAGUUCAAUCUUUGAGGUUUAUAGGUUGCAUUUUUUUUUUU
Molecule: messenger RNA, 2287 nt
Organism: Babjeviella inositovora NRRL Y-12698
Lineage: Eukaryota; Fungi; Ascomycota; Pichiomycetes; Serinales
Exons: 1
Coding region: 19-2019 (666 amino acids)
Biological process (GO): regulation of translation
Cellular component (GO): nucleolus
Molecular function (GO): mRNA binding
Source: RefSeq, a predicted model, not a curated record